AUUAAACCAUGAAUUAAACAUGUUAUUUUGUCCUUAUGUCGUGGUGCAUAAAUAUGAUAACAAACCACUUUUUUAUAGGUGUGCAUGUAGCUUGUGUCGUACUCAACUGCUGACAGAUGCCAUUGAAUACCGUUGUUGUCAAGAGGUUGGGCCUACUUUACAUAAACUGGUAUUCGAUGGUAGCAUUGAAAAAAUUAGCUGUGUUACUCUUCACGAAGAAUACACGAUUAUGACACAUGCUACAGUCUUGAAGAAUGUUGGCUCACUUCUAAGAGACCAAGAUGGAAGGUCAUACAAGGGUCGUAGAAUACAUGAAAAUGAAUACUUGAGAGCAGUUGCAUACCGUUGGGUCAUUCGAUGGCUGUGUGGAUGCCUUGGUUGGGAAAAUUCUAGACCAUUACCUGCAUGUAUCUACACAGACAUCCGAAAACAAUUUCCAUUACGAAAUCCCCUAGGCCAAGAACAUGCUGGCUACAAGUCAGCACAGGAAAGAAACUGA
Messenger RNA from Xenia sp. Carnegie-2017, 499 nucleotides. RefSeq lists its product as uncharacterized. Lineage: Eukaryota; Metazoa; Cnidaria; Anthozoa; Malacalcyonacea; Xeniidae. The transcript is spliced from 2 exons. The coding region runs from base 20 to 499 and encodes 159 amino acids. The record is from RefSeq and is a predicted model, not a curated record.